Molecule: messenger RNA, 1813 nt
Organism: Ectocarpus sp. CCAP 1310/34
Lineage: Eukaryota; Phaeophyceae; Ectocarpales; Ectocarpaceae
Source: the annotation of a GenBank genome assembly
AUACGCUCUCUUCAUGACCUAUUUUGGCAUUCGAGUGUAGUCAGUGCGCGAGAGUCCCUGUUUCACGACCUUUAGUUUUGUAUACGAUAUAAGAGAAUAUUCCCUUACAGUGAGAUACUGUUUAAGACAAUUCUCUCUUAUACCAUAGCCAACACGAUAUAACAGAAAGCCGGAUUUAAGAGAGUGAAAUUGGCUUGUACCGACCCUCUCUUAAACCGUAGCCGCUACUGGGCAACAGAGAGUAGCGCAGCAGCACGACAGGCUGUGUGUCGCAAUCACGACAGCGUGGGGUGCCCUGCAGAUAGGUGUCCGACGGGGCGGGGGGGAAGGAGCGGCGCAACCUCGGCUGACAGCGUAGACAAUCACACCGCCUCUUCUUCGGUGUCUCUGCUUCUGUCUCCCGUGACUCUGGAGUGGCGCAGCAGGCAGGGAGGCAAGAUGGCUAGCAAGGCAACUACGGAUGCCAUCCAGCAAGACUGGAAGGAGAGAGAGAUGAUCGAGGUGGUUCAUCUCAAUAUUCUCAAGAUCACGAAGUUCUUAAACGAGUUCGAGGUGUCCGUGCGCUACAAGCUUUCCACGCUGGCGGAGCGGGUUGGAUCGUUGGAGCGACAUCUCGAGUACUGCGAAACCGCGGUCAAGGACAAGCAACAGCUGCAGCAGUUCGACUCGAGUUCGAGGAUCGACGGUGGUCAUAGGAGCUGAUUUCGAUGGGCUUGGCUUGGCUGCCUUUGUGCGUCGGCGCGCGUUUGUGUGCUGGUGGUUCUGUUGUUGACGAGUCUUAGGUUCUACCCUUGACGAUUGAGAUAAAUGUUGCAUCAGGAGUUUUGGCCGCCUGGCGCACGAACGGCCCGCCAUAGGUUGGCCAUUCAUUGUUUUCCAAGUCUGCCGUAGUUGAUGUUUACAUUAUGUGUGUGUCGUGCAUUGCAGGUUUUGUAUUCUAGCGCGUUGUCAAAUAGGUUUGGUGUAUUCAGUCGCUUGGAAAGCUACUGGCAGUGUUGCAACGAGGUUUAAGAAGCGAUGCGUUCUCAUCAAGCUGGCUGCAUGGUACUCCCGCGGCAAAGAUUGAGAAGCACGUCCUCGAAGGUCGUGUGCAGCUCAGGUGCUGAAUUUGCACCCGUCCGUGCACCGCGAGCGCUAGUCGUUUGUUGAACGUGGAACUUUGUGAAGAUGGAUGCUCUCAGCUUCUGUUUCUUUCCUAGCUUCGAGCCUGCGACAACGGUCGUGGGUGUUGUCGCAGUACCCUGCUGGCGUUUUUCUUCUCCUGCCGGAUACGAGAACGAGUUGUCAGUAUGUUGUCCUCCAGCGGGGGGCUGGGUGAAAAGCCUGAGCUCACCAAACUUUCCCGGUCAUAGCGCUGGUUCGAUUGGUGUGUAGCACGUGUAUGCAGUUGUUGGCGCUUUGUCUCCCUUGCUUUCUUUGCCGAACGCACCAACAACGUCUUUUUUUGGCCGUAUUUUAAUACAUCGACCGGUGAUUUGAGCUGGUUGACUGAUCAUUCCUUCGUGGAGUACUGGCCAUGGGGCUGCAUCAGGGGGAUCUGGUGGACUAUGUAAUUAACGUCGCUAAUCUAGCCUGUGUUGUAAAAGUACCGCUGGCGGUUGACUUUUUCGCCACAAGCAACAACGGCUGCUCCUUUUUUUCGUUAUCUGUUGCGCAUCGUCUGUUUUGAGCGGUUUGUGGUGUCGACUUUUGAACAGCCUUGGCCUCCUAUUAUUCCGACCGAGCAAGUUCUUGUGUGUGUGUUUUGUUAGACUCCAAUCUUCGCCGUUUUACCCGCUUGUGCAUGGCAACAAAAAAUGCAUUUGUACCAGCC